Messenger RNA from Closterium sp. NIES-67, 1903 nucleotides. The record is from the annotation of a GenBank genome assembly. NCBI's taxonomy places the organism in Eukaryota, Viridiplantae, Streptophyta, Zygnematophyceae, Desmidiales, Closteriaceae.
UUGGAUGGAUUGGUUGGGAAGGGACAAAGGUCAAAGUUGAGGUUCCUAUAGGGAGGGAAUCUUUGUGCUUAUGGGGUUUCCUUGGUUGGGGACUCUCUUGGGACCUUCCCUCUCGUCCCUCUCCAUCUAUCCCAACCUUUCUCUUGCUCCUUCUAAUUCCUUGUGAGAUUCUUGAACUUUGAUUGAACUUUUGAGAUUGAGUUAAGUUCUCCUCCUACAGCUUACCCCUCAGUGCGUCGAAAGACAUAGCGUCGCGAAUACUUCAUCAAUCGACGUGAUUCAAAUUGAGAACGGUAGCUAAGAUUGAGAGCUACAACAUAUCCGAGUUUCGCGACAUUCCAACGGCUAUUUUUUCGUCGACGUUGUUUCUUGUGAAGACGACUUUUCUGUCCAGAAUUUGGAUAUAUAUUUUGAGUAAUUCUAGCUCCUAAGUUCACCUAGACUCCGUCCUUAAUCCUAACAAGUGGUAUCAGAGCUGUAUUAAGGACAUUGAGAGGAGUCUACAGAAGUUUGAAGACCCUUCUAGACCCACCAUGGCCUGUGGGUGUGCCUAAGUGGUGUUCUAAAGGUUGGAUGUGUCUUCCGCUAAGGGGAAACUCUGCCGAAAUUUCGUGGACGCCGACACUUCUUUGGAUGGCUCCAACUAUGAGGAAUGGAGCGGACGGAUGAGGAGUGCCUUCAAACGCUACAAGCUACUGAAGAUUGCUGUUGGGGAAGAAAAGAUGCCUGAAGAAGGCGAAGCACGCGAACGGUGGAUUGAGAAAAGCGCGGUGCUUUUCGACCUCAUCCUUCAAUCGGUCAACAAGGAGAUGUUCGAGCACAUCAAGGAUCUUGUGGAAGCAGAUGAUUCGGGUCCAAGGGCGUGGAAACUACUACGCGAUGUGAUUCAGCCCAACACUCUCCUGAUGGUGAUCGUGCUCGAGAAGGAACUUGCUGCCAUCUCCAUGCGACCAGGGGACGAUGUGAAGCCGGUCCUUGACAAGAUCAAGGACACCUAUGCAAGGAUGGCAGCAGCAGGCAGCAGUGUAUCUCAGCUGCAGCAGUGCACCAAGAUCAUCUCGGUGUUGGACAACUCUUGGGACAACCUCAUCCCCACCCUCAACUCUCAGCAAGAUCAAUGGACACCUGAGUGGCUAAGGCAGCAGAUUCUGCAGGAGGACUUCCGCAGACGCCAUAUGGGAGGCGGUGCUGCCACUAAGACUGCUGAGGGGUAUGGAGCUGCAGGGCGCGGCAGAGGAAGAGGGGGUUGGAGAGGCCGAGGCCGUAAUGCCUAUCCUGGUUUGUUUCUUAUGGUUGAGGAUGUGCAUGGGCAUGAGGGUGAUGUGGGAUCUGUGGGAAAGGUUGUGAUGCACCCUCUCAUGCACUGGGUGAUUGAUUCGGGUUGCAUCAGUCACAUGACCCCACGGGCAGAUUUGCUUGAUGAGGUAAAACCCCCUGGGAAGAUCAAGUAUGUGGCAGCAGCGUCAGGUGCUUUGCUCCCUGUGAUUGGCGUUGGGAAUGCCAAGGUUAAGGGAGCUAAUGGGGAGCUUGUGGGGCUUGGGAAUGUUCUGCUAGUUGAAGGUUUGUCUGCUAACCUUCUCUCUGUGCGGCGACUGCAGAAGAGUAAGGCCGAAGUGACCUUUGGACCAACCAGCUGCCGUGCUAAGCUUGGGAAGAAGGUGCUGUGGAGUCUGGAAGAAGAGACCAGCUGCAUCAAGGACCUGUGGCAGCUGCCCAUCAUCCCUUGGAAUGGGAAGACUCCAACAGCAGCAACGGCAGCAGCGGCAAAGGCAACAGCAGGAGGAGAUGCAACUGCACCAACUGAUGGGGUCCUGGAAGCAGUCAAGAAAGUGCACCAGCAGCAGACACAUAGUGAGGUGCUUGCUGAUGUGGAUGCGAGUGCGGCAUGGGCUAAGGCUUCAUC